Symbiodinium necroappetens is the source of this 1419-nucleotide messenger RNA. The record is from the annotation of a GenBank genome assembly. Lineage: Eukaryota; Dinophyceae; Suessiales; Symbiodiniaceae.
AUGGGUGAUUUCCAAACCUCUUCUAAAAGGCAAUACAUUUGGGAGAGCGGAGCUGGCGGAUCCUUCACCGUCCAGAAGGACACAGAGCUUGUCCAUGGAGAGAUCAAGCGUGGCAUCACGGUGUGCCGCAUUUGUGGUUGGGUGGGUGGCCGCCUAGGCACCAAGAUCAUCUGCUACCUCAAGGAGGACCAGUCGGAGUUCUUGGAGGAGCGACGCCUGAAAGACUUGGUCAAGAAGCACUCCGAGUUCAUUGGCUUCCCUAUCGAGUUGUACGUGGAAAAGUCCAAGGAGAAGGAGGUGACGGAUUCUGAGGAAGAGGAGGAGGAGAAGAAAGAUGAAAAGGAAGGCGACGAGCCCAAGAUCGAGGAGGUUGAUGAAGAGAAGGAGAAGGAGGAGAAGAAAAAGAAGACCAAGAAGGUCAAGGAAGUCUCGCACGAGUGGGAGCAGCUGAACAAGAACAAGCCGCUUUGGAUGCGCAAGUCCGAGGAUGUGACCAACGAGGAGUAUGCCUCCUUCUACAAGUCGCUGUCCAACGACUGGGAGGACCACCUUGCUGUGAAGCACUUCAGCAUCGAGGGUCAGCUGGAGUUCCGUGCGCUGCUGUUUGUGCCGCGCCGGGCACCUUUCGAUCUUUUCGAGACCAAGAAGAAGAGGAACAACAUCAAGCUUUACGUUCGUAGGGUCUUCAUCAUGGAUGACUGCGAGGAGCUCAUGCCCGAGUGGCUGAAUUUUGUGAAGGGCGUUGUGGACUCAGAGGAUUUGCCUUUGAACAUCUCUCGCGAGACCCUGCAGCAGAACAAGAUCCUGCGUGUCAUCAAGAAGAACCUGGUCAAGAAGUGCUUGGAAAUGUUUGCAGAGAUCGCAGAGAAGAAGGACGACUACAAGAAGUUCUAUGAGCAGUUCGGCAAGUGCUUGAAGUUGGGUGUCCACGAGGACUCCACCAAUCGCACCAAGGUCGCGGAACUGCUGCGCUACCACACCUCCAAGUCGGGUGACGAGCAGAUCAGCCUGAAGGAGUACGUGGAUCGUAUGAAGGAGGGCCAGAACGACAUCUUUUACAUCACGGGUGAGAGCAUUGCAGCCGUGUCUUCUUCACCCUUCCUGGAGACACUCCGAAAGAAAGGCAUCGAGGUGCUUUACAUGAUCGACCCCAUCGACGAGUAUUCAGUGCAGCAGCUGAAGGAGUUUGAUGGGAAGAAGCUCAAGUCCACCACUAAGGAAGGUUUGGACAUCGAGGACGAGGAUGAGAAGAAGAAGCUGGAAGAGAUGAAGGCUGAGUUCGAGCCUCUCACAAAGUUGAUGAAGGAGGUCCUGGGAGACAAGGUAGAGAAAGUCAUUGUGAGCUCCCGCAUGGCCGAUUCACCCUGCGUCCUGACAACAUCAGAGUACGGAUGGUCUGCCAACAUGGAGCGCAUCUUG